Molecule: messenger RNA, 312 nt
Organism: Exophiala spinifera
Lineage: Eukaryota; Fungi; Ascomycota; Eurotiomycetes; Chaetothyriales; Herpotrichiellaceae
Exons: 3
Coding region: 1-312 (103 amino acids)
Cellular component (GO): membrane
Source: RefSeq, a predicted model, not a curated record
AUGGCCUCGGAAACACCAGCGUAUAUCAUCUCCGCACUCACCUCGAUCGGUGGAGUGACAGGCUACGUCCGCACAGGAUCAGUACCUAGCAUCGCAGCCGGACUUACUGUAGGAGCUUUGUACGGCCUUGGAGGCUACCGCAUCUCGAAACGCCAACCAUACGGCGUCGAACUGGCACUUCUCGCAUCCGUCAUCCUGGCUGGCAGUAGUAUCCCUCGCGCGAUCAAGACGGGUAAACCUCUCCCCGCGGGUCUGAGUGUGCUUGCUGCCACCGGCCUCUUCAUCUACGGCAAGGCCUUCCUGGGCAAAUAA